This is a messenger RNA of Microplitis mediator, 907 nucleotides long. RefSeq lists its product as uncharacterized. The record is from RefSeq and is a predicted model, not a curated record. NCBI's taxonomy places the organism in Eukaryota, Metazoa, Arthropoda, Insecta, Hymenoptera, Braconidae. Bases 249 to 752 code for a protein of 167 amino acids. The transcript has 2 exons.
ACCAUUAAUUUCAUAUAUAUUUUAACAUAAAUUAAUUGUCAUAAUGUAUGAAAAAUUAUUAAGUAUUUAAAUUUAGAAAUUAAUCAAGUGCGCAUAUUUAAAUGAACAACGCGAUUUUUUAGUCAGUUACGGGAUAAAUUUGAAGUAAAAAAUAAUUGUUUUAAGUGAAAUUGAGUCAAGUAUUUGUUUGUAAAAAAUUAGAAAAUUAGGGGUUAUAAAUAUACAAAUAUAUAACAUUGUAUUAUAUAAUGUAUCGAUCAAUCAUCUACAAUCAAUUAACAGACGGUUAUUUGGAUAUCAGUACGUGGAUUCGAGACACAUUUGAAAUAACACUAGGAAUUUUGAUGGAAUUUUUAGGACGAUUUAUUGAUCUUGCCAUUGCUAUUUCGCAAUUAAUAUUUCAAGUUAUUUGUUUUCUGAGGGAUUUAUGUAUCGAAACAAUGCAAACAUUCGCAAAUUUAUUUCGGGGGAUUGUAAAUGUUGUUAAAUCUAUCAGUUCAGAAAAUGUUGAAGACUUUGCGGAAGCAUGUUUGGUUGUGAUUCUUUGGAUUGCAGCAGCUAAAUUUUUUAUCGGCCUUGUCGAUAAGAGUUAUGGACGAUACAAUCCAUUGAGGGUAUUAAAAAAAUUAAGGAACAAUGAAUUAGAAAAAUAUGAAUCGGAAAUUCCUGCAGUAAGAGAUCACAUAUGGACGAAGGCGCCCAAUUCAAAAAGAAAAUCAAUUUUACGUAAAAAACGUAGUACAAAGUAUUGAUUUGAAUAAUUAAUAAAAAAAAUUUAAUUAUUUGUUUGUUUUUUUUUAUUAACAAAGUGUAUAAAAAAUUAUAUAUUUAUUUAUUAGAAAUGUAGUUUAGACACAUUUUUCAUCUGUGGUUAAUUGAUUAGUUCAUAUAGAUUUAUAUACAUUAC